AAGAGCCCAUUGAAAUAAGCAAUUUGUAAACCCUAAGGCCUAUCUCUAGAUUUCCCAUAGCAACUCACAUAGAUUCUCUAGUAAAAAAGCUUUUGAUCCGAUCAAAGAAGUCAUUAUUGGUAAUAAGAUCAAUCAAAAUCUGAGAGAUCGUCUACUAAAUCUAACUUAAAAAGCAUUGAACUUUUCUCUCUAUCUCCUUACUCUGUUUUCUUCUGGUCAACCCCCACGAGAUUCCUUCUUAUGUAGAACAAAUCUGAAUUGUAAAGAGAGGAUUUUUCCGAGAUGGGUCUCUUCGAAUCGGUGAAAUCAAUCGAUUGGGAACAAGAAUCGUACCCAAAUUACCAAGAUUUGGGGUUUUUGCCUCUCUUUGCAGUGUUCUUCCCUUCUAUUCGAUUUCUACUUGAUAGAUUCGUCUUUGAGAAAUUGGCAAAUCUUGUGAUCUAUGGAAGGAAGAGUACGAAUAAGAGUGACAACACAAAAGAGAGGAAGAAGAAUAGUCGAAAAGUACGAAAAUUCAAAGAAUCAGCUUGGAAGUGUAUUUACUACCUCUCAGCUGAGCUACUUGCUUUAUCUGUGACAUAUUAUGAGCCUUGGUUUUCAAAUACUCUCUACUUUUGGAUUGGUCCUGGAGAUCAGAUUUGGCCUGAUCAACAGAUGAAGUUAAAGUUGAAGUUUUUAUAUAUGUUUGCUGCUGGUUUCUACACGUACUCGAUAUUCGCGUUGGUUUUCUGGGAAACAAGACGGUCUGAUUUUGGAGUUUCGAUGGGUCAUCAUAUCACAACUCUUGUUCUCAUUGUCCUCUCCUACUUCUGCAGAUUAUCUCGCGCUGGUUCUGUUAUUCUUGCACUUCAUGAUGCGAGCGAUGUGUUCUUGGAAAUUGGGAAAAUGUCGAAAUAUUGCGGAGCUGAGACGCUGGCGAGUAUUUCGUUUGUUCUUUUCGCUUCGUCUUGGGUCGUUCUACGUCUCAUUUACUAUCCUUUUUGGAUCCUGUGGAGCACAAGCUAUCAAAUUAUUAUGACUGUGGACAAAGAAAAGCAUCCUAUCGAUGGGCCGAUUUUGUACUAUAUGUUCAACACACUUCUGUAUUUUCUGCUUGUUCUUCAUAUAUUCUGGUGGGUUUUGAUUUACCGGAUGCUUGUGAAACAAGUACAAGAUCGAGGCAAGCUUAGUGAAGAUGUUAGAUCCGAUUCCGAAAGCGAUGAUGAACACGAGGAUUGAUUACAUGUUGGGAAUACUCAAGAGACUUCAGAUUCCAACAUCAAGCCAGAUUCAGUGCAGGAUGGUUUUGCUAGAAUAGAUUGGUUUCUCAAUCUGAAUUUUGAGUUCAAUUCUCUAUAAAGUUUGAGCAAAUUUAAGAUUUUGAUUAGACACACUGCUCAAACUGGUUCACUUAUUGUUCACUUUUCUUCUAUAGUUCUAAAUUAUGGACUUCAUUUAUGCUUUUGCAAUAACACAAAAUACAAUCCUUGUAUCCUUUCGUAAA
Capsella rubella is the source of this 1483-nucleotide messenger RNA. RefSeq names its product LAG1 longevity assurance homolog 1. The transcript has 6 exons. Gene Ontology annotation, molecular function: sphingosine N-acyltransferase activity. Gene Ontology annotation, cellular component: endoplasmic reticulum; membrane. The record is from RefSeq and is a predicted model, not a curated record. Gene Ontology annotation, biological process: ceramide biosynthetic process. The coding region runs from base 283 to 1218 and encodes 311 amino acids. NCBI's taxonomy places the organism in Eukaryota, Viridiplantae, Streptophyta, Magnoliopsida, Brassicales, Brassicaceae.